UGAAAAUUAUUUAAAGGUGAUUUUUUUAACCAUUUUUUUAUGAUCUUUUUACGGAAGUGAAAUUUUAACAAUUUAGAUUUUCGGUGUAAAAUUUUUCGUGUCCCAACAAAAUGAGGGAAAUCGUCCACAUCCAGGCCGGGCAAUGCGGGAAUCAGAUUGGAGCUAAGUUCUGGGAGGUGAUAUCCGACGAGCACGGCAUCGACCCGACCGGCGCUUACCAAGGCGACUCCGAUUUGCAGCUCGAACGCAUCAAUGUGUACUACAACGAGGCGUCAGGAGGAAAGUAUGUGCCGAGGGCCGUCCUUGUCGACCUCGAACCCGGCACUAUGGACUCUGUCCGCUCGGGACCCUUUGGACAAAUCUUCCGACCAGACAACUUCGUGUUCGGCCAGUCAGGCGCUGGUAACAAUUGGGCUAAAGGCCAUUACACUGAAGGGGCAGAAUUAGUUGACUCGGUACUAGAUGUCGUCAGAAAAGAAGCUGAGGGCUGCGACUGUCUCCAAGGAUUCCAAUUAACACAUUCAUUAGGCGGAGGUACCGGGUCCGGCAUGGGAACUUUACUGAUCUCCAAGAUCAGGGAGGAAUACCCCGACCGCAUUAUGAACACGUUCUCCGUAGUGCCAAGCCCGAAGGUUUCUGACACGGUGGUUGAACCCUACAAUGCGACGCUGUCCGUACAUCAGCUGGUAGAGAAUACGGAUGAGACGUACUGCAUAGACAACGAGGCUUUGUACGACAUUUGCUUCAGGACGUUGAAAUUGACGACGCCUACGUACGGCGAUCUGAACCAUCUAGUGUCAGCGACGAUGUCUGGAGUGACCACUUGUCUAAGAUUUCCUGGUCAGUUGAACGCGGAUUUGCGAAAACUGGCUGUGAAUAUGGUGCCGUUCCCGCGACUGCACUUCUUCAUGCCCGGGUUCGCGCCGCUGACGUCACGCGGCAGCCAGCAAUACCGCGCGCUUUCUGUUCCGGAGUUGACACAGCAGAUGUUUGACGCGAAGAAUAUGAUGGCGGCCUGUGACCCCCGUCAUGGGCGUUAUCUUACCGUCGCGGCUGUUUUCAGAGGACGGAUGUCCAUGAAGGAAGUGGACGAGCAGAUGCUCAACAUUCAAAACAAGAACAGCAGUUAUUUCGUCGAAUGGAUCCCGAAUAAUGUUAAGACGGCCGUGUGCGACAUCCCGCCGCGUGGCUUGAAGAUGUCUGCCACAUUUAUCGGCAAUACUACUGCGAUUCAAGAGUUGUUCAAGAGGAUAUCUGAGCAGUUCACUGCUAUGUUUAGACGGAAGGCUUUCCUUCACUGGUAUACCGGGGAGGGAAUGGAUGAGAUGGAAUUUACUGAAGCUGAGAGUAAUAUGAACGACUUGGUGUCGGAGUACCAGCAGUAUCAGGACGCCACGGCCGAUGACGACGGAGAUUUCGUGGAAGAAGUGGAAGAAGAUGUGUAUCUGCGUCAAGGAAGAGAAAUUAUCAAGAUGAGGGAAAUCAUUACGAUACAGGCUGGAGCUUGCGGGAACCAGAUUGGUGGAAAGUUCUGGGAGGUGAUAUCCGACGAGCAUGGAAUCGACCCGAGCGGCUGCUACCACGGCGACUCCGACCUUCAGCUUGAGAGAAUCAACGUGUACUACAAUGAGGCAUCAGGCGGCAAGUUCGUUCCGCGAACGGUGCUGGUGGACCUUAAACCUGCCACCAUGGAUACCGUGCGCUCGGGUCCAUUUGGCUGCCUCUUUAGACCAGACAAUUUCGUGUAUGGACAAAACUGCGCUGCUAACAACUGGGCGCGAGGACACUACACGGAAGGCGCCGAAAUCAUAGAAUCCUGCUUGGACGUUGUUCGGAGAGAAGCUGAGGGUUGCGACUGUCUCCAGGGUUUCCAAAUGUCCCACUCUCUCGGCGGAGGCACCGGCUCCGGUCUGGGCACUCUUAUAAUCAAUCGCAUCAGGGAAGAAUACCCUGAUCGCAUAAUUCUCACGUUUUCUGUAUUUCCAAGCCCAAGAGUGUCAGACUGCGUUGUAGAACCGUAUAACACAACGCUAGCGGUGAACCAGUUGGUUGAAAACACUGAUCAUGCGUUCUGCUUAGACAAUGAGGCGCUAUACGAUAUUUGCUUUAGAACACUGAAGCUGACGACGCCGACGUAUGGCGACUUAAAUCACUUGGUUUGCGCAACGAUGUCUGGCAUCACGACGUGCUUGAGAUUCCCGGGUCAGCUGAACGCAGACCUGAGAAAGCUCGCUGUCAAUAUGGUGCCGUUCCCUAGACUCCAUUUCUAUACACCUGGAUUCGCGCCUCUGACGUCGAGGGGGGCUCAACAGUACAGAGCACUGACAGUUCCCGAGUUGACACUGCAAAUGUUUGACGCGAAGAACAUGAUGGUUGCUUGCGAUCCACGACAUGGGAGGUACCUCACUGUGGCCACUAUAUUUAGAGGCAGAAUGUCGAUGAAAGAAGUGGACGAACAGUUGGUCAACAUUCAGAAUAAGAACAGCACAUACUUCGUUGAAUGGAUCCCGCAUAAUGUGAAGAUUGCGGUCUGUGAUAUUCCGCCGCGAGGGUUGAAAAUGGCUUCAACGUUUAUUGGAAAUACGACAGCUAUCCAGGCUAUUUUCAAGAGGAUGUCUGAGCAGUUUGUAGCGAUGUUCAGGCGGAAAGCAUUCCUUCACUGGUACACUGGAGAGGGGAUGGAUGAGAUGGAGUUCUCGGAAGCAGAGAGCAACAUGAACGAUCUAGUAUCAGAAUACCAGCAGUACCAGGACGCGACAGCAGACAACGAGGGAGAGUUCGAUGAAGAGGAGGAAGGGGAAGGAAUGGAGGAAUAA
Messenger RNA from Amyelois transitella, 2816 nucleotides. RefSeq lists its product as uncharacterized. Gene Ontology annotation, cellular component: cytoplasm; microtubule. The coding region runs from base 111 to 2816 and encodes 901 amino acids. Gene Ontology annotation, molecular function: structural constituent of cytoskeleton; GTPase activity; GTP binding. The record is from RefSeq and is a predicted model, not a curated record. Lineage: Eukaryota; Metazoa; Arthropoda; Insecta; Lepidoptera; Pyralidae. The transcript is spliced from 5 exons. Gene Ontology annotation, biological process: microtubule cytoskeleton organization; mitotic cell cycle.